CUUCACUCAAUCGUUUCGAGGCUUCCUUUCCUUAAAAUUUAUGAAUGGAGAAGCAUACGGUUGAAAUAUUCGAUCAUUCCUUUAGGAAAACAUAUACGAAGAAGCCCAAGUUGCGACAUGGGAGCUUGGCGAAAUCGAGUGAUCCGGUAUGCGAAAUUGAGUCAGAGGGCUGUUACGAAAGCAGCGUGUCGAGAGCAGAGAUUCGGAGAGAGGUGUCUACCCUUGAGAGGCUGCCGGCAGAGAUUAGACAUUACAUCUUGAGACAAAUAGUUCCCCAUAACCAAAAAUUUGAAAUCUGGCCACUCCACAGAAGAACGAAUCGGCCGCUGUGCUGCUACCUUCCUAAAAUCUUUGUCCGUGGAGCCUGGCUGGAUCUCGCGAACGUGUUAUGCCUGUUCCGAGUGAGCAGGACCAUUUACGAGGAUGCCUCGUACCUGUUCUAUAGACAGAAUCACUUCAAAUUCAACUUUAGCCAGGCGAUUCCGCGUAAUCUGUUGCACGCUGGGGGUGGCACUUUCUAUACUUACGAGGCAAUGAACGAGCCCUUUCCGAUUGCAAAAGACUUCGUCAGAUACGUCAAGCUGUGCGAGGUUGUGCAAUCUGGCCACGAAAAAGCGGGUUCAGCGCGCGGUGACAGGGCGGUGGAAAGCUGGGUUUCGACCCUAAUGAAAGCGUUCGCAAAAGGUCGCAACAUGAGCGUCGUCGUCUUCGUAAACGUCAAAACGAGUAACCGAAAUGUGACCGAACUGUGGAAUGGAACAACGCAGGAGUAUAGUCCCGAUCAAAUCAUGGCUCCGGUGAGGCAAGCAGGUGCUUGCGCGUGGUCGCUCAGAGCUAUCGUCGGCGAAGAUGAGGCAUGUGCUUCACCUUGAUUCUAGAGACGAAUGAAUUUCCAACGAUACUGCAGCAUUUUUGCGUCACAUACGAGAGGAGUUUUUUUUGCAGGUCUCGCUUGCUCACAACGCCGACGUUCAUCAAACGUGAUUGACAAAAAAGUAGAUAUCAUUAAUCGAAAUAUCAUUAUUAGUA
Verruconis gallopava is the source of this 1029-nucleotide messenger RNA. RefSeq lists its product as uncharacterized. NCBI's taxonomy places the organism in Eukaryota, Fungi, Ascomycota, Dothideomycetes, Venturiales, Sympoventuriaceae. The transcript has 3 exons. The record is from RefSeq and is a predicted model, not a curated record. The coding region runs from base 45 to 872 and encodes 275 amino acids.